AUGGAGAAGGAGGAUAGAGAUAAAAUAGAAAAGGAAUCUGAGGAAAAAAUAGCCAAAUUUUUGGAGGAACUGAAAAGGGCUAAACUAGUAAUUGAUGAAGAAACUUCCAAGAUCACAUCAAAAAAUGUUGUACCUGAGAAGAAUGAUUAUCAAGGGGAUAGAUUCAUUCAUAAAAAUCUACUUAUCUCAAUAACAAAGAAACUUGACUUAAAUGAUCUUGUAUUAAGGGCUAAAUUAGCUAAAGGCAUGGGCCAUAAUUAUUAUGGCGAGCCUGCUUGGCCCAAUGAUCUCUUAUAUAUUUUUCCAAUAGUUAUUUUUGUUACUAUUGCAUGUACCAUAGGUUUAGUACUUCUAGAACCAUCAAUGAUUGGUGAACCGGCAAAUCCAUUUGCAACUCCUUUGGAAAUAUUACCCGAAUGGUAUUUUUUCCCCGUAUUUCAAAUACUUCGUACAGUACCUAAUAAAUUAUUAGGUGUCCUUUUAAUGGAUUCAGUACCUGCAGGACUAUUGACAGUCCCUUUCUUGGAGAAUGUGAAUCAAUUUCAAAAUCCAUUUCAUCUUCCAGUAGCUACAACAAUAUUCUUAUUCGGUACCGUAGUAGCUCUUUGGUUAGGUAUUGGGGCAACGUUACCUAUCAAUGAAUCUUUAACUCUAGCUCUUUUCCAAUUUGAUCUAAUUUAG
Messenger RNA from Cryptomeria japonica (Japanese cedar), 681 nucleotides. Its product is annotated as cytochrome b6-f complex subunit 4-like. NCBI's taxonomy places the organism in Eukaryota, Viridiplantae, Streptophyta, Pinopsida, Cupressales, Cupressaceae. Gene Ontology annotation, cellular component: thylakoid membrane. The transcript is spliced from 3 exons. The record is from RefSeq and is a predicted model, not a curated record. Gene Ontology annotation, biological process: photosynthetic electron transport chain; mitochondrial electron transport, ubiquinol to cytochrome c. The coding region runs from base 1 to 681 and encodes 226 amino acids.